GGUUUGGGUGUGUUGGGGCGGACCACAUCGACGGACAGGCAGUCCCGUUCCAGGGGUGCAUUCCUGGGUGCUGUGUUCCCAGACAGAUGGUGCAGAGGCUGGGGGGAAAGUUGGGGUCCUCACAAGUUGGGUUUGUCCGCUGAGGGCGCAGCUGCUAUUAGCCAUGAUCGUGAGGAGUCGAGUGUGGAGUUGGUGGAUGAGUAAGUAGCACGGCCAAGAAGUGAACCACAAAGGCGUGUGGAUGGACUGUGUUGUUGCUAUUCUAAUUGAUUGAUUGAUUGAUUGGCUUAAUGGAUCGAGUCUUCGACAGGUGGAUUGAUUGAUUGCUUGGCUGGUGUCUUCUUGAUCUCACCCUAUUGGGAAGUGGAAGGAAGGCUUUCUCUCUGUUUAAAGAGGAGCCUAAUCCUUCGUAUGGCCGUCUCACUCAGCUCUCCUUAGCGAUCGCAAGGCCUCUCUACCUACAGGUACACACACACACACACACACACAGAGAGAGAGAGAGAGAGAGAGAGAGAGAGAGAGAGAGAGAGAGAGAGAGAGAGAGAGAGAGAGAGAGAGAGAGAGAGAGAGAACAGGGGGGCUGGACCACUAUCCAUUCAUCGUAAUCGAGCGCAAUGGCGUCGCUGCUGUGUGGAUCGUGUCCAUCGACAAGCUAAUGCUGAAAUGGAUCGACAAAAUGGUGUUGACUUGAUGGUUUUGAGGGAUAUGCCGUCUUUUCAGGCCGCCCCGAAUUGACUUAUCUCAAGAAGGCAACCACUGAAGGACUUUCUUUUCUUGACAGACUCAGGACAUUGCGUGAUCUGACGCACAAGAUUUUCAGAGACAUACACAGGAGCGAACGAGCGAGCAAGACACAGAGAGAGAGAGAGAGAGAGAGAGAGAGAGAGAGAGAGAGAGAGAGAGAGAGAGAGAGAGAGAGAGAGAGAGAGAGAGGAGGAGGAGGUGGUGUACUAUCUUCGUAUUGCGAGGAAAAAAAAAGCUAUUCGGAUAUUCAUUUGCAAGCCGGCGGCGAAUCAAGGAGAGCUCAGCCCUGUGCGCAUAGAAGAUGGCAUGCACCUUCCUGUCUUAAUGUGAGAAAAGGCCGCAUGAAGUGACGUGUCUCACAGUGGGAGCAUGGCAAGGCUGCCCGUGUCUAGGCAGGAAUAACUAUAGUCAGGCUGCUGUCUGAAAGGAUUGCCAGUCGACGCUUCCUCUUUCCUCCCCUCUCCUCCCGCCCCCCCCCGGGGCUCGUUCCCCUCCACCAAGUGCGUGGUUAGUGGUCCCGUCAACGCAUUAAGUCGGGCAUCGGUGUUCGUGUUAUUGGGGAAGGGGUGGAGGGGAGGGGGGAGGGGGGGGAAGGGGGGCGUUGGCUGGGAUUGAAGGGUCGGUGGUCGAACGCGACGUGUGUGGGGAGUGUAUUGGACAAGGGUCCAGGGUUUUGCGCACUUUGGGGGAGCCGGUUUUUGGAGAGUGUGGGGGGGAGGGGGGGGGGGGGGGGGGGGGGGGGGGGGGGGGGGGGGAGGGGAGGGAGGAGAGAGGAAGUCUUGAGGAAGCUUCUGGAAGCGGCGCUGGUUGACAGCGCGGAAAGCCUUACACAUCUUGGAGGAGGCGAUCUUGCUCGUGCACAUCCUGCGAUCUACGUGGCAGUAGGGGGUGAGGGGCUGUGGCAGGAGGGGUGACGAGUGGGCGGGGCCUUCCGCCACUGAAGAUGGCUUCCGAGGGUGGAGCAGGGGGGAAUGCAGCUGGAGCGAAAGAUGCACGCGCGGGAUCUGCAUCUGCUUCUGCGGGAGACGCGGCAGUGUCAUCAAGUGCGGUGUCAUCAGGUGAUGUGGCAGUGGCAGGAGGCGGGGGAUCGAAGGAGGUAUCCGCUGACGUGGCAAGCGCGCCACCUCGUCCAAGGGGAGCUUGGUCGCAGGUUGUGAGGGGAGCCGAGCCUAAGGGAAGGGGGGCUGGGGGAAGUGGCGGGGGCGGCGCAGCCGGACGGGGAAUGGGAGGUGCUGGUGCCCCUCCGAGCCCGAGCCCUGGUCCCAAGGGCCCGAGUGGCGGCGGCGCUGGCGAGGGCUUGGCUGCCGUUGUGAGGGGUUCUGUUGGGGGGGCUGGGGAUGGGCCAGCAGGGGGAAGUGGGCGCGGGGCGGGAUCAGGUGGCGGCGAUGGCGGCGCGAGUAGCAGAGGGGAGAGGAGAGCAGGCGGAGGGGGCUCGCGAGGAAGAGCGGGUGGGGGAGGCGCUGCCCAUGGGCCCGACGGCGAUCAUCAUCACCAUCAAGACGGCCAUCACCAUCAGCAGGGAAUUGGCGGCGCUUCUUGGAAAGCUGUGAGGCCAGCCGCCUCGGGGGACGCGAAGAACGUGCAAUCGGACUCGAAGAGCGGAACAGGGCCAGGAGGCAGCCACGUGGUCGCCCGAGGACAAGCAGCCAGUGCAGGAGUGAGAGAAAGCGGAAAUGCUAGCGGCAGCGGAGGCGGAGGAGGAGGAGGAGGAGGAGGAGGAGGAGGAGGAGGAGGAGGAGGCUCGUCUACAUCAGGCGGUGGGGGUGUAGUUGCAGGGGGCGAAGCGGCGGCGGCGGCGGCGGCGGCUGCUGCUGCGCCGCCGCCGCCAUCUCCGGGAGGAGGGACUUCAGGGUCAUUCUCUGCCGCCGCCACUGCUUCGGGAUCCGCGGCCCCUGAUGCGCCAGGAGAGGCGGGGAACAAGGAGGCGGCUGCGCCGAAACCGCCUUCCAAGCCUGCCUGGGGGCGACCCAGCGGGCCCACCGCACCCCGAACCGGCGCCGGGCAUUCCGUCGUGAUGGGGGCGGUGUCGUGGCCAACCCUAGGCGACUCGAAGAAUAAACACGGCGAGGAUAAUAAAGCUGCUGUUAAGGCUGAUGGACCCGCAGUGGAACAGCCGACACGUGUUGAAAGAACCAACAAACCACAGGCCGCUGUGCAGAUGUCUACAAGGUCGGUAGUGAUUGCGGGCAGCGGUGCCGGAAGACAUAGGGUGGGUCAGAAAAAAUACUCUCAGGCGCAGCAGCCGCUGCAUCAGCAGCAGAAUGCUUCGGCUGGUACCGGAAGUGGUGCCGUUGCUGGUGAUGCAGGGCAGCAAGGGGCUGCAGCAGCCCGCAAUGCUGGAUCCAAAGAGAACGGAGGGGAGGCUGGACCAGCAGGGGAUGUUAAGGGGCCAGGAACAGUGGAAGGCUCUACUAAGUCGGUAACAGCGGAGGCUGGUGUCCUGGGAGUUAGUCAGCAGAACAGACAGCAUGGGGGAGGAGGAGGUCCACACAAAGGGUCUAAUCAGGGUGGUGCUCAUGUGGGAGGAGGUGGGCAUGGGCAUCAUCCUCAGAGCCAGAAUCAGCAUCCACAGCAACCUGCUCAGCCGCAGGGUCAAGGAGGUACAGGUGGGGGAUCUCAGACUGGAGGGCCGCAGCCGCCGCCGCCGCAGCAGCAGCCACUGCUUUCACCACAUUCUGGGGGUGGAGCUGCUCAGCAUCAGCAUCAGUAUCCUCGCGGCAGGGGGUUUGCCAGGGGUGGGUUCCACACAGGAGGUCGUCGUGGAGGAAGGGACCAAGUGCGUGGAGGGGGGUUCACUUGGGGACCGAGAAACUAUGCUGGUAGGGGUGGAUUUCAUGAUGCUACCAGUGAACGCACACCUGGAUCCCAGCAGCCUCCCCGUUUUCAGCGGGCUCCCAUGAGCCCACUUAUCUCCAACAAUUCGGUUCAUGGUUUUGGAGGGCCGGGUGCUCAUCGUGGAGGGUCAUCGAUGUAUUUCGUUCCCACUUCGGCAGCAGGAGUUGCACCUCGACCCUCCCAGUAUCCACGCUUCGGAGCUCCUGGCAUCAUCCAGGGUCCUGAAGCAGUGUUACCACUUCGGGCAAGGAUUUCCAAACAGAUUGAAUACUAUUUCAGCAUUGAGAACCUCUGUCGGGACAUUUACUUGAGACAGCAAAUGGAUGAGCAGGGGUUUAUCCCCGUCUCUGUAAUUGCAGCUUUUAACAGGGUAAAAAUGCUCACAGUGGACGUGUCAGUUAUUUUGGAGGCCUUGGCCGAUUCAUCAGUUGUGGAAGUGCAGGGGGAUAAAGUCCGCAAGAAGGAUGACUGGUCAACAUGGCUGCUGCCAGCAGGGCACUUCAUUCCACCCCCACCGUUUCCAUCCAAGGGGUCCCCUGAGAAGGAAGAACCUGCGAAGGACGAGGCCGGGGCAGAUGUGAGCAAAGGGACUUCCGGCACAGAUGUUAAGUCUGGUGGUGGCGAAGGAAGAGAAAAUUGUGUAGGGGAGGAAGGAGACAGAGAAGUUUCCCAGAAAGAGGAUCCACCUUCAGCAGCAGAGCUGUCACCACCGAUUGCACCAGGAGAAGACAACAGCAAGGUUGUAGGCGAGGAAGCUUCAGUGACAGGAUCUGUACCUUCCCUAAAGAAGGUUGAGGUAGUAAGCAUGACUAGCGGCGCUCAUGAGGUUUCAGUGGCUCCCAGUAGGCAGAUAGACGAAUCACAAACUUGUGUGGAGAGGGGGGUUGAGAGAUCUGAAAAAGCAAAAGGGGAUAAUGAUGAAAGGCUUGGCGAAAGUGUGAUGCCUUCUAAUCGUGCUGCUGUGUCAACGGCUAGUGAUCUCGUGGAGGAUGCAGAUGCUGUUUCUAGUCGAAUAGAUGACAAGGAUACUCAGCAAGAAAGGAAUAUGAAGUUGUUGACUGCAGGGGAGGAGUCGCUGGUGAGAUCGAGUGAAAGUGUGUUGCAUCUUGAAGCGGGCGCAGAGCGGGAUGCAGAGAGAACAAGUGACUCUGGCAUUGAAAGCGUGUCACGUGUUGCCGAUAGUGGGGAUUCCUCUGUCAUGAGAAUUGGUGAGGAAAAUAGAGGGGACAGUACAGAGGAUAAACUUUCAGGAGACAGUGCGCCUCUCGAGAAAGGUAUUGCUGACCAAGAUGCUGCUGAAAGAAGGCAAGAAAAAGUCAAUACUGUAACUGUUCUGACGAAGGGCAUGGAGCGUGAGGGAGGGUCAAUACUCCGUCAAGCGUUGCCAAGCCGAGGGGUGGGAUUGGGUAUUGUUGUUGAAGGGUUUGAUACUGGCAAAUGGGCGGGUAAUUCGAAGUCAACAGGUGAAGGUGAUGGUGAGUUGGAUGUGAGUUCCCCUCGGUUGGAUGCUGAUGUUGAGAGUGGGGUGGUGGCAGAUGAUGAAGGAGAGUGGGUCACCCCUUCAACAAGGAACCCACGAAAGAAGACUCCUGGGAGUGGAGGAAAAAGACCGCCAACAGGGGUCAGUGGAGGAAGAGGUGGAGGAGGUGGUGGCCUGGCUGCUCUAUUUGCAAAGAAGGCUUCAAGUGAGGUGGAUGAUGAGGAGCAAUUCAAGCUGGAUGAGGAAAUGGAAUGGGAGCUGCCGGGAACUAAAGGGGCUAUGAAGGAGAAGGAGACUGCUGUGCCAAAAGGAAAGCAGGCUGAUGAUGAUGAGGACGAUUCAGAGGUGGACGAUGGCGCCGUGCAGAGGCUUAUUGUUGUAACACAGAGUCGUAAAGCCGCCAAGUCUGAUAGGAAGGGCCCAGAUGGGAGAGACCAUGGCAGGAAAGCAGUUUCAGAUGAGCUUGCAUCUGUCAUCAAUGAUGGCCUGUAUUUCUAUGAGCAGGAGAUCAGGCGAGGCAGGAGUAAGCGAAGGGAAGGUCAACAUCGCGAGCGAAAGGUUUCAGUGGACUCCACUGGAGCCCCCCGAACAAGUGGUGCUCUCUCAAGCGGUGAGGGUGGGCCAAGGCACUCAAGGCAACUGUCAUCAGGGGGAGUGUCUUCUGGAGGCGAGGGAGCAGGUCCAAUAGAGGGAAGACUAGGAAGUGGACGGCGGUUGUCAUCUGGGGGGGCUGCCAUGUCCUCUGGUGGCGAAGGAGGUGUUGGAACACGCCGACUGUCGUCUGGCAUGUCGUCUGGCGGAGAAGGUGGGGGAUCGAGGAUGUCGGGGAUAUAUGUUGGCAGCUGGGGAAGCAGUGUUAUGAGUGCGGGAAGUGGCUCUGAAGGUCCAGUAAAUCGACCGCCUCGAGGGGACUACCGCAGACGGCCAAUUGCAAUACCAAAUCAUCAACGACUGUUUGGAAGCGCGUCAAAGGAUCUGCGAAGCAGACGUCAUAUGCAGUCUGAGAGUCCACCAGGAGACUCCGUCGGAUUCUUUUUUGGGACGACACCAACUGACAGCUUCAGUCAUGGAGUUCUUGGGUCAUCGUUUGGUUCUUCAAGGCUUGGGACGUCACCAUAUGGGACAUCUCCUGGAAGUUUCGGUGCUGGCUUUGCUGGGACAAGCCCUGUAGUUGGCUCCGUUGGCACUGGCGUAGGAUCGGCUCCUAGAUCAUUCCCACACUUCCAGCAUCCAAGCCAUGCUUUGUUGGAGGACAAUGGGUUCAAACAACAGAAGUAUGUGAAGUUCCAUAAGAGAUGCCUUGCUGAGCGAAAACGGUUGGGCAUUGGACUGAGCGAGGAAAUGAAUACACUUUUCAGGUUUUGGUCAUACUUUCUUCGAACUAACUUCAACAGGGCGAUGUAUAACGAGUUCAGACAGCUCGCAGAAGAGGAUGCAGCAUCCAACUACAACUAUGGAAUGGAAUGUUUGUUUCGGUUUUACAGUUAUGGGCUUGAGCAAAAGUUUCGGCAGGAUCUGUAUGAGGACUUCGAGAAGACGACCUGGGAGACUUAUCAGAAGGGAAAUCUGUACGGGCUUGAGAAAUACUGGGCAUUCCAUCAUUACCGAAAAGACAAGCGCACACGAGACAUCCAGAAAAUGAGUGAAUUAAAGGCGGUCUUGGAAGAGAAGUUCCGGACUCUUGAGGACUUCCAUCGUGCCAAAGGCAGGAUUCCCAAGGCGGAAGGUGACGGCCAGUCAGGUGCACUGCAAUCGGGAGAGCAAGUUGGGAGUUUUGCAGACAGGUUGAGUGAGGGUGCCGGGUCAGGCCGUGAAAGUGGAUCGAGGCAUAGUCGCGCAAGGGAAGGAGGAGGUGGUGGUGCAUCAAAGAGAGUCAAGGAGUGGGCACCGAAGGAUCCUGCCAAGGCAGAUAAAGUAGAUGAAUAUGCUCAGCUUGGACAGCCAGGUUCGUUAUCAUCCUCGCUUCCAAAAAGCUUCCCAAGAGCUUCCACGACCCCAGGCACUUCUCCCCGGGUCUCCAGCCCCUUGGCGAUGAUGAUACGGUGAUUUGAUGGAACUUGGUGUGUGGGAUUUCACCUCUUGUGUCUCUCGAGAUAGCUGUUUUUAGCGAUUGUGUGUAGUCUUGUGAGACUAAUAGCAAAGGGAGGUAGUUUUGUGAUUGGAGACUUGGUUGCCAUAGAGGUGGUACCGGAUUCACUUGAUAAACCAGGUCUGCUACUCUUGAAGUACGCGGCCGUGUUUGUGUGCUGCGCCGAGAGACGAGGAGAGAAGAGAGCAGCGUAGAAUAUGCCAUUCCUCAAGGCAUAUGUGUCCAUAGUUCGUUUUGGAGAUAAUCGCUGGCUGGAAUGCUGUUAAGUGCCUGUAAAAAGGCUUUGCAGGACACGCCACCAGGAUAUGCUGUUGUUUUGUUGAUGAAGCAGCAAUGAAUGACAGACAGCAAGUAGCAGUGUUUAUGAGCUGAACUCUGCUGGCGUGUUUUGGCUUUGAGUUUGAAGGAGAUUGUGGAGAUGAGAAUUUUGUCCAUCCAUCAUCGAACUGCCUGUGGUAUGGCAACCUGAGCUUUGUCUUUCCACCAUCAGAGGCUUUUUGGGCAGCGCUAACAUUUGGAGUAUGAAUCGGGCUAGGUUGGUGACCUGUGCAUUUUGCCUCUUUAGGGUUAGGCUGUUACUUCACGAGUUUUGGCAUCAGCGUAGAAUGCUGUGCGCAAAUACUAGGCAUGUGUUUGUCUCUUUGGUGGUGGUGUAGCAUAAAAAGUGGACCUGGUGUAGAGAGGCCCCUUUUCUUUUCGCACGGAUUCGUUGUGUGAUGAACUCGAUCUGGAAGGGGUGCAGUGUCUUAGGUUUUGUUUUCGAAACAUGGGUGCGAUUGAGGAUCUGGAAGAUUGAUGCCGGUGCAGUUUUUGCAGUUGCUGAUGCAGCCGAUGAUCUGGCUGCGCAGCUCGGCAGUUCGCACAGCUUCCGAUGGCCGCAGUUUUGUUCACAAGGGUGCGUGUGCUAAAAAGAAAGAGAAAUAAAAUGCUAAGUAGCAAGCAGUCCGCUCUGUCCAUCCGUGAAGGCAUUGUGGCAGAGCAGAAAUUUUAUCACAAGGGCUGAUGGGUGAAUGAAGAAGGCACACGAGA
This is a messenger RNA of Chara braunii, 8177 nucleotides long. The record is from the annotation of a GenBank genome assembly. Lineage: Eukaryota; Viridiplantae; Streptophyta; Charophyceae; Charales; Characeae.